Notothenia coriiceps (black rockcod) is the source of this 1591-nucleotide messenger RNA. It is a transcript of the gene fundc1, whose product is annotated as FUN14 domain containing 1. The coding region runs from base 48 to 530 and encodes 160 amino acids. Lineage: Eukaryota; Metazoa; Chordata; Actinopteri; Perciformes; Nototheniidae. The record is from RefSeq and is a predicted model, not a curated record. Gene Ontology annotation, biological process: autophagy of mitochondrion. The transcript has 5 exons. Gene Ontology annotation, cellular component: mitochondrial outer membrane.
UUGCUUAGCAUUGUCAACAUCCUGAUGACGUAACCAGUCUCUCCAAAAUGGCGACAGUGGACCAGAGAGAGGCAGGUCAGGGGGACCCAGAGAGUGAAGACGAGCUGUAUGAGGUGGUGGACCUGACAGAAUAUGCCCGGCGGCACCAGUGGUGGUGCAGGGUGUUCGGCAGCAACUCCGGCCCGAUUGCUGAGAAGUAUUCUGUGACCACCCAGAUCGCGAUGGGAGGGGUGACUGGAUGGUGUGCUGGUUACCUCUUCCAGAGAGUCGGGAAGAUAGCUGCCACUGCUGUUGGAGGAGGGUUCCUUCUCUUACAGAUCGCCAAUCACAGUGGCUACGUGCAGGUGGACUGGAAGAAGGUGGAGAAGGAUGUGAACAAAGCGAAGAAGCGCCUGAAGAAGAAAGCGAACAAAGCAGCGCCUGAAAUAAACACUUUCAUUGAGGAGGUAAAGGCCUCAGAUUUUAUAAAAAGGAACAUCGUUUUGUCCAGCGGGUUCGUCGGGGGGUUCUUUCUGGGUUUGGCCUCCUAAAGCUGAACAGCCUCCACUUCCUGUGAAUCAUCUCUACAUAGGUCAAUAUACUCUCCAUUGUUGACCUCAGCUUUAUGUGCAUUGAUUCACCUUUUAACAAACUGAACAGGAGGGGUUAAGUUGAACAUUAAAGCAUGAUCUGUUGUAUUCAUUGUGUUACAUUGUUCUCCUCCCCAUGAAUCAAUCAUAGCUAAUUAUUUCUGGACUGUGAGCACAGUUUGAGGUGCGUUAAGUUGGGAUUGGAGUGGACUAUACUGUGAACACUUUCUUCUUUAAGGAAUAUUUGCCCAACGAUGCUUUUUCAACACUAAUCUGGAUUGCCCUUCCCCUCAUGCAUUCGCCUGGUGGACGCUGAUUUCAUAUUGUUAUAAAUUAGCAUGCAUGGGCGCCACUGUAAAUACAUAACCAAAGGUGAAUAUUAUAUAAACAACAUGGGAAGACAGCAGAGUGGGAAGUUAACACCAUCCCCCAGUCUGGUGCUUUUUUUAUGUCACUGCGAGAUGUAUGUGCCAUAUGGCUGUGGGAGUUUAAAAAAGAAACUCCACUCAGAAAGAGUUAUGAAUAUACAACACAUCUCAUGAGGGGUAAAUCCAAUGUCUGUGAAUGUUCCUACACUGACAAUCUUUUGUUCCCAUAAUCCUCAGCUCCACAAUGCCCCAUAAUGACAGGAUGAGCAUCUGCUGCACCCUAAUUACACACCAAACAGUCCUGUCAUUAAGGAGCGGCGACUUCUGACUCCCGCGCACAGCCCCUCGCUUUUGUCAGUGUGCAUUUAUUAGUGUCAGUGUCGCAGUUACAGAAAGAGACGGUGCAGUCGUGCGUGUUCACAUUAUCUAGACAGGUCGUCCACACAUGAGUCCAAUAGGUUGAUCACGAGUUGCUUAUUUUUAUAUUUUUCAGCCUUUUACUUCCAGUGCAAUAUACAGUAUUACAGAUGUGGGUUUUUGUCUAACUGGCAUUUGUAUUGCUCAUACUCCCUCAUUGUUUCUAUUUCAUGUUUGUUAUGUAUGCGUGUUUCUUUUAAAUAAAGUUGCCUGAUAUUGUUUUGAAUUUAAAAAAAA